This is a messenger RNA of Paramecium tetraurelia, 1614 nucleotides long. RefSeq lists its product as uncharacterized. NCBI's taxonomy places the organism in Eukaryota, Ciliophora, Oligohymenophorea, Peniculida, Parameciidae. Gene Ontology annotation, biological process: autophagy; autophagosome organization; protein autophosphorylation. The record is from RefSeq and is a predicted model, not a curated record. Gene Ontology annotation, cellular component: autophagosome; cytoplasm. The transcript is spliced from 4 exons. Gene Ontology annotation, molecular function: ATP binding; protein serine/threonine kinase activity.
AUGAGACCUGAUUUUUUCAUGGAAAAGAAUAUAAGAAUACUGGAGAAGAUAGGGUAGGGAGCUUUUGGUUAAGUGUAUAAGGGUUUAUACAAGAACGAGGAAGUGGCAAUUAAGUUUUUGUAAGAUGCAUAAAUUUAGGAAACAUCAAUCAUGGAAAAUCUUUAGCAUAAGAAUAUCAUAAAAUUUUAUUAGGUUGUUUAUUUUAUAUAGUUUAAGUAUUUCAAACAAGGGAAUUGCUAAUAUUUGGUGAUGGAAUAUGCAGCUGGAGGUUCAUUGAAAGAAUUGAUGAAACAAAGUUUAGAUGAGUUGACGAUUAGUUAAAUCAUGGAAUCUAUUUUUACAGGAAUCGAAUAUCUUCAUUCUAAGUAGAUCAUACAUCGAGAUAUCAAGCCUGAUAAUAUCUUAAUUAAAAACACAGAAGAUCUUUCCAGCAUCAAGAUUGCUGACUUUGGUUUAAGUUAUUAAUACAAACCGGAAAUUCGUUAUUAUUAGACUGUUUCAAAAUAGUGUGGAACCUUUAUAUUUAUGGCACCAGAAUAAAUAUUAAAUAAAACUUAUAACAAGGCUGUUGACAUGUGGUCUUGUGGGAUCGUCCUUUACAUGCUAUUGAAUCAAGGAAAACAUCCGUUUUUUCCAAGGAUUUUCACUAAAAAAGAAUUUAUCAACAGUUUCCCAGAUUUUAAAUAUGAACAACCCUUGCAUGUAUCUCCUCUUGCAAGGGACCUCUUAUAAAGAUUGUUAUAAAAUGAUCAAGAUUCUCGAUAUACUGCCGCCUAAGCAUUAGUUCAUCCAUGGAUUACUCGAAAAUUUAAUGAUCCAAUCCCAAUGUGUGUUAAACAAUUCGGAAUUUGUUAAGAAUAAAAAAGAAAAAAUUUUUAAUUAUUAUAAUCAGUUUUGUUUAUAAUUUAUUUGCAACAAAUAUCAAUUAAACAAUCUCCUAAUCUUUCCAAAAAAGAUCUAAAUGAAUUUAAAAUUUUAAUUGCUGAAUUAGAAGAAGAUAAGCAAGAACAACAAUAAAAUCUAGGGAACAUCAGUCCUAAAAAUUAAUAAAUCCCAUUUCAGUUAUCAAUAGCCAGACCUACCAAAAUAUUCAAAGCUUAUAGAACUUUAAACAGAACACCUUCAAAAGAAAAGCAUUAUCGAUUAAAUGCUAUUCUUAAUUAAAAAAAUGAGUCUAGUAAAGAAUUAAACAUGUUCAAGUUUAAUUAACAACAUAGUAUUGAUAAUGAUAAAAGAAUCGUUCCCUUUGAUCCGGAUUCCCCAAUGAAAAAUUCAAAAAGUGUUUAACCAAGUAAAGUACUUCUUCCAGCACUGUCAGAAUCAACUUAGACUUCUCUAAGUCCUUCAAAAUUGACGAAGGUUCCUAUUGUAAAACAUACCUCAUUUAGAAAAACAGGAUGUUCUUUUUUUCUCGGAUUAAAUAGAAUUAAUAAUAAUUCAGUCCAAGAGUCUGAAACAGUAAGAAGUAAAGAAGACAUUCAUGAUAAAGGGUCAAUUAUUAAUACUCAAAGGUCAACUUUCAAAUAAUAAAGUAAUUAAUUUAGUAGUAUUUUUAAAUCCUAAAAUAAAACCGUAGAACAAUCUUUUUAUACAAAAAAAAAAAUACUAAUCUGA